AUGGAUAAGGAACAAAAUGAAGUCGAUGGAGAAUUUGACAUUCAACAAAGGAAGCGACAAUUGGUUGCUACUGAAAUUGUUUGUCAUGUAAUAAAGAUGAUACUUGCUCGAAAACUAAGUCAUGCAAGUUAUGUUGAUCGACCCAUUGGAUAUCGGUCUGCACAAUGUCAUUUAGUACGAGAGGAAUUAUUGAUGCAACUUAGUACAAAUGGAUAUUUGAGUAAGGUUAUCCGUAUGGGGCCAGAAACUUUUAGGCACUUAUGUGACUUAUUGCAAACACAUGGUGGUCUACAACCUACUCAAAGAGCCACGGUGCAAGAGCAAGUUGUUAAAUUUCUCCAUAUAUUAACAAUUCCCUCAAAAAAUAUCACAAUGUCAUACUUUUAUCGUCGUUCCGGAGAAACUGUUAGUCGUCAUUUUCAUAGAGUUUUACGAGCAGUUAUAGCAUUGGAGGAUCAAUUUCUUCACCAGCCUACGGGAGAACAAGUUCCUGCGGAAAUACUUAAUAGUGCAAGAUUUUAUCCAUAUUUUAAGGAUUGUGUGGGUGCAAUUGAUGGAACCCAUGUUCGCGUUAAAGUGUCCAGCGUUGAUGCGGCAAAAUAUCGUGGUAGAAAAGAGCAUCCAACACAAAAUGUGCUAGCUGCAUGUUCUUUGAAUAUGAGAUUCACAUAUGUUCUACCAGGUAAAUAUUACCUUGUUGAUGCUGGAUUCAUGUUGACAAGGGGACUUCUUACACCUUAUAGAAAUGUAAGGUAUCACUUGAAGGAAUACUCAAGUCAACAACCGCAAAACUUUCGAGAACUAUUCAAUUUGCGACAUUCAUCAUUGCGUAAUGCAAUUGAGAGAGCAUUUGGUGUCUAA
Molecule: messenger RNA, 861 nt
Organism: Coffea eugenioides
Lineage: Eukaryota; Viridiplantae; Streptophyta; Magnoliopsida; Gentianales; Rubiaceae
Exons: 3
Coding region: 1-861 (286 amino acids)
Source: RefSeq, a predicted model, not a curated record